Entrophospora sp. SA101 is the source of this 1080-nucleotide messenger RNA. The record is from the annotation of a GenBank genome assembly. NCBI's taxonomy places the organism in Eukaryota, Fungi, Glomeromycota, Glomeromycetes, Entrophosporales, Entrophosporaceae.
AUGGACAACAAAGUUAAAGUAGAAUAUACUGCUGUUCCACUUGAAGAUUCUGAAAAGGCUUCAGGCAAAGCACAUUCAAAUAAGGAUGGUUUACCAAUUCAUUUUGUCAACAAUGCUGCUCAUGACUGUCACUUUAAAAGAAGUUAUGAAAGAAGAAAAGCUUGGAGAAGAGCAUUGAUUUUAAUCUUAGUAAAAUUUCAUGACGAAGAUCAAUUUCUUUGGGUCGAAGUUCUAGAACCAAGUACUGAUAAUGUUGUUGGAGAUUGUUAUACAUCACCCAGACUUCAUUCUUUACCUGGAUUUCCAAUCUCACCAAAAUGUGAACCUAAUAUAAAAUGGGAUGGUCCAAGUGAAUUAUUGAUUGAUCCAACAACCACUUCUGGUUUGAUUUUUAGAGUUAAAGGAUUAUUUGCGCGCGGAAGUGUUACUAUUCGUCAAGAUUCUCAAUCAAAAGGUUCUAUUAACAUUACAAAUAGUAUUUAUAUUGGAAGUGAAAGUCUCCAAGAAAAAAUCGACGUCAAGAUUAAUGCUCCAAAUAAUUGGAUCACAGUUAAUUCAUUGGAUAACGUUGAUUUUGCCUAUGUUAACCUGAAAACAUCAAACGGUCACAUACGUAUUAAUAGUUUGACUGCUGCUAACGCUGAUAUUUCAACUGUUAAUGGACACGUCAAUGGAGCUGUUGUUGUAGGAGAAAAUUUAGAGGUUCGUUCUAUUAAUGGUCCUAUUCAUCUUACCGCCACACCCAAUCCUUUGUCUGACUCAGUUUUUGUUGGCUUGUCAUCAUUUAAUGGAAAUUUAAAUAUUAAAGUGGAUGAAUUAAUGAAAACUCAAAAAAUCGAUCUAAAAGGUCAUUCCGUUAAUGGUGGAAUUAUUGCCAGCAAUUUCUUGGCUUCAUCUGCCACAGGAUAUGCCUAUGUGGAAGGAGAAGGAAUUACUUUUGAAAAGGAUACACGUAAUCAUAAAGAAGGUUACAAAGGUAAAAUCAAUAAGAAACACAACUGCAAAUAUAAUAAACUAGGUUACAAUUCUAAUGUGAAUUUGACAGUUGUAACCGGAGCUUCUGAAUUGUAUUUUCCAUAA